Leguminivora glycinivorella is the source of this 1251-nucleotide messenger RNA. RefSeq names its product putative odorant receptor 92a. Gene Ontology annotation, cellular component: plasma membrane. NCBI's taxonomy places the organism in Eukaryota, Metazoa, Arthropoda, Insecta, Lepidoptera, Tortricidae. Gene Ontology annotation, biological process: detection of chemical stimulus involved in sensory perception of smell; sensory perception of smell. Gene Ontology annotation, molecular function: odorant binding; olfactory receptor activity. Bases 1 to 1209 code for a protein of 402 amino acids. The transcript has 7 exons. The record is from RefSeq and is a predicted model, not a curated record.
AUGUCGGUACUAUUCGACGAGUCUUUGAUAUCAACUGAAUUUCUUUUCAAAUAUAUCGGGAUUUACUUGGAUCGUCCAAUUCAGAACACUGUCGAGCAUAUAAUAAAAUUUAGAUCGCUGUACAUUAUAAACUUUCUUUGGUUGAACACUGACACCAUUGGCGAAAUAGCAUGGAUCAUACAGGGAGCUAUGUACGGGAAAAGUCUUAUUGAAUUGACUUAUAUGGCGCCCUGUUCAACAUACUGCAUAGUUGCAAACAUAAAAUCCCUCUCCUUACUGCUAAAUCAAGAUAAAGUACAUGAACUGUUCAAACGGAUUCGGAGCGUAGAAAAUAAUACUGAUAUUGGCGAUGAAGGAGUGAAGAAGAAAAUUGUUGCGGAAGGAAAAGAGUUUUUGAAAGCUGUUAUAAAGGCGCUGGGUACCAUAAAUGUAGUGACACUGGUUCUGUUCUCUACAAGUCCAUUAUUGCUUAUGGCUCUGGAGUAUAAGAAAUUGGGAAAGAUUGAGUUUCUGCUGCCAUUUCUAAUUAUUUACCCGUUUAUUGACCCUUAUGACAUCCAUUAUUGGCCGUUUGCAUACGUGCAUCAAGUGUGGUCUACAUAUUUGGUGCUGACUCAAGUGUCUGGAACGGAUUGUAUCUUCUACACAUGCUGCACUAGUAUCUGCACACAGUUUCGCUUGCUGCAAGUCGACAUUGAGAAUAUUAUAACGGAACGGCAUUUCGAUGAGAACGAAUUUCAGGAGAAGUUUAAGAAGUUAACUGUUCGUCAUGAGAGCAUUAUGCAGUUAGUCGGUCAUGUGGAAAGAAUCUAUACGAAAUCGACUUUAUUCAAUUUCGUGACAAGUUCCUUCAUGAUUUGCCUGACGGGGUUUAACGUCACGGCUAUAGGCGACGUGGCAUUCGCGUUGUCCUUUCUCGCAUUUCUGCUAAUGAGUCUAAUGCAGAUUUACCUGCUGUGUUUUUACGGAGACAUGGUUAUGACGUCGAGUAUGGAAGUGAGCAGUGCCAUGUACAAAUCCAAAUGGUAUACAGUGAAUGCAAAAACGGCGAAGCUUCUCUACGUUGUACAAAUGAGGGCACGGAAACCCUCCAAGUUAACGGCGUUCAGUUACGCUGACGUUAACCUGAAGGCUUUUACAAAGAUUUUGAGCACGGCUUGGUCAUACUUCGCUCUUCUGAAAACUAUAGACAGCCCCACGCGAGCGUAAUAGUUCCUCACUCAAAAUGUAGUUCUAAAGUAGACAUUUUUU